Molecule: messenger RNA, 939 nt
Organism: Marasmius oreades (fairy-ring Marasmius)
Lineage: Eukaryota; Fungi; Basidiomycota; Agaricomycetes; Agaricales; Marasmiaceae
Exons: 6
Coding region: 63-818 (251 amino acids)
Biological process (GO): glycolytic process; gluconeogenesis; glycerol catabolic process
Cellular component (GO): cytosol
Molecular function (GO): triose-phosphate isomerase activity
Source: RefSeq, a predicted model, not a curated record
AUCGAUCGUAGCUGAUUCUCUUCAUCUUCCAAAGACAACCGUGACCUUCACCUCAACAUACAAUGGCUCGUCAGUUUUUCGUCGGAGGAAAUUUCAAAAUGAAUCCUGCUACAAGAGAGGCGAAGAAGGCUUUGAUCAAGGUCCUCAACGACGCUGACAUCGAUCCAUCUACCGAGGUAGUCAUUGCUCCGCCUCAUCUCUAUCUUUUCGCGAUUCUCGAAAGCAUUCGCAAAGAUAUUAAAGUUUCCGCACAAAACUGCUAUUGCAAGGACGCUGGUGCUUUCACAGGCGAAGUCAGCCCUAGGCAACUCGCUGAUGCUGAAAUACCCUAUGUCAUCCUGGGGCACUCGGAACGUAGGACACUUUUACACGAGUCCUCAGAGUUUGUAGCCCAGAAAACUCGUGCUGCGCUUGACUCAGGUCUCAGUGUCAUUCUUUGCAUUGGUGAAACGCUCCAAGAACGCGAAGCAGGGGAAACUGCCAAAGUUUGUGAGGCUCAGCUCAAACCAGUAGUUAAGGCGCUAAAGGAGGGUGAUUGGAGUAAAAUUGUCGUGGCCUACGAGCCUGUAUGGGCAAUCGGAACAGGAAAAGUUGCCACUCCACAGCAAGCACAAGACACUCACGCCGAUAUACGAACGUUCCUUUCUACAGCUGUAUCCCCUGUGGUUGCAUCUUCCACCAGAUUAAUCUAUGGCGGCAGUGUCUCCGCUGCUAAUUGCAAAGAGCUAUCCGAUCUUCCUGAUGUAGACGGAUUCCUCGUUGGAGGAGCCUCCCUCAAGCCGGAGUUUGUCGACAUCAUCAACUCAAAGAGAAACUAGUCGAUAGACGUCAAGAAAGCAUAAAUUUGGAUAAAUUUGGAGAAAUGUUGUUUGUACUGAACAUCUUGAUCAUAACGAUAUGGCCAUGCAUGGCUAGAAUGAAAUAGAUGAAGUCCCAGCC